GUAACGUGAUUGGUGGAUUCAGAUCAGUGUCGGACAGGGUGGAGCCAAAAAACAAGAAGUGACAGAAACCAACUUUCUUCCUCAGAAAACACAGAAGAAGAGAAAACGACAGAAGCAGGACUGAAGAGUGAUGGAGGCCGUGUGUGAGGACGACCUCUGCUGGCUGCAGCUCGAGGAUUUCAGGAUGCUGCUCAUCAAAACCAUCGAACCUUCAAGAAUCACUCCGUACCUGCGACAGUGCCAGGUGGUCAGUGCUGAGGAUGAGGAGCAGCUCUUUAACGACCCAGCCCUCGUCAUCAGGAGGAGAAAAGUCGGAGCCCUGCUGGACAUUCUGCAGAGGACUGGGGUCAAAGGUUACACGGCCUUCCUUGAAAGUCUGGAGCUGGAUUAUCCUCAACUGUACAGCCGCAUCACCGGGAAGGAGCCCAACAGGACCUUCAGCAUCCUCAUCGACACAGCAGGUGAAUCAGGUCUGACUCAGUUCUUGAUGUCGGAGCUCAGCCGUCUGCAGAGGGCGCUGCAGGACGAGAAGAGGCGCCGGCAGCAGGCAUGCUCCGUCGCCAAGGAACAGGAGGUGUGGUCUCAGCAGCAGCAACUGAGGGACCGCGAGCUGAGGAAGCUGACUGAGCGCGUGCACAAGAUUCGUGAGGAGCGUGAGCGGCUGAGCGAGGAGGUGAAACAGCUGCGUGAUCACAACUACAGUCUGAUGGCCGACAUCAACACUCUGGGCCAGGAGAAGAGCCAUGCCCUGCUGGCCAACAGAGACCUGCAGAUAGAGGUGGAGCGUCUGAAACACACCGUGCUGCGAGCUGAAAGUCAGACUCGAUUGCUGAGACGACGAACAAUGAGACCGCUGCAGGAGAGUAGGAGUCUGGCUCUGCCUACAGAGACCUUCUUCCACCCCAGACUGGAGGAGCUGAAGGAGGAGAAGAAGGAGGAGGAGAAGGAAGAGGAGAAUAAGGAAGAGAAGGAGGAGAGUCCAGCUCCUCAUCAUAUGACCUUCCUCACUUCAGUUUUAAGACUGAGAAGAGCCCUCCACAGAGCUGAGGAGCAGAGAGCCAGGGUGAGGAGGGUUAGGGUUAGGGUUAUCAUCACAAAUCAAUCGUAAAUAAUUAUUUAUGCAUCACUACCCUUCUAAGGCACAACAUGGGUCAAAAAUGACCCGCAUAGACCCACAAAGCCACCUCGUGUGAGUGUCUCCCCGCCACAAACCCAUCUC
Molecule: messenger RNA, 1219 nt
Organism: Cottoperca gobio
Lineage: Eukaryota; Metazoa; Chordata; Actinopteri; Perciformes; Bovichtidae
Gene: card9
Product: caspase recruitment domain family, member 9
Exons: 8
Coding region: 131-1108 (325 amino acids)
Biological process (GO): regulation of apoptotic process; positive regulation of canonical NF-kappaB signal transduction
Cellular component (GO): cytoplasm
Molecular function (GO): CARD domain binding
Source: RefSeq, a predicted model, not a curated record